This is a messenger RNA of Neomonachus schauinslandi (Hawaiian monk seal), 5822 nucleotides long. It is a transcript of the gene AKAP13, whose product is annotated as A-kinase anchoring protein 13. Gene Ontology annotation, molecular function: guanyl-nucleotide exchange factor activity; MAP kinase scaffold activity. NCBI's taxonomy places the organism in Eukaryota, Metazoa, Chordata, Mammalia, Carnivora, Phocidae. Gene Ontology annotation, biological process: adrenergic receptor signaling pathway; positive regulation of canonical NF-kappaB signal transduction; regulation of Rho protein signal transduction. Gene Ontology annotation, cellular component: actin cytoskeleton; membrane. The transcript is spliced from 29 exons. The record is from RefSeq and is a predicted model, not a curated record. Bases 63 to 4358 code for a protein of 1431 amino acids.
GAUCUCCAGUUCAGCGUGAGAAAUUUGGAACGGUGGACUUGGGGGGCGCCGUUGGAACAAAGAUGUAUGAACGGCACAAGAGACGGUACAGCUUGUGUGACAUCUCCAAGGUGGACAGGACCGUGGAUGUGGUGUUGCUGAAGAUAAACCGAGAAAGCUGGUGUACAAUAAAGCCGUGCCCUGAUACAGCGUCUCUGUUGGCCCCCGCACAGAGCCCAGAAUGUGAGAACUUCCUGGAUGUUGGACUGGGCAGAGAAUGUGCCUCAAAACAAGGUGUCCUCAAAAGAGAAUCCGGCAGUGACUCUGACCUCUUUCACUCACCCAGCGAAGAAGUGGACAGCAUCAUCUUCCCCAAGCCCGAGGAAGAGCCGCUGGUCUGUGAUAUCACCGGAUCCAGUUCGUCCACCGAUGACACCGCUUCCUUGGACCGACAUUCUUCUCACGGCAGUGAUGUUUCCCUCCCCCAGAUUUCAAAUUUGAACAGGUCCAGAGAUCAGCAGUGUCUUGACGGCUUCUACAGCCAUGGUGUGGGAGCUGAGGGCCGAGAGAGCGAGGGUGAAGCUGCCGGCUCAGGUGAGAUGGAGGAGGAGGAGAUGGACAGCAUCACCGAGGUGCCCGCGAACUGCUCCGUGCUGAGGAGCUCCAUGCGCUCCCUGUCCCCUUUCCGGAGGCACAGCUGGGGUCCUGGGAAGAACGCGGCCAGUGAUGCCGAAAUGAACCAGCGCAGUUUCAGCCUAGAAGGCUUGGCCGGAGGAGCUGGUGCCGGAAACGAGCCAUCUUCGUCUCUAGGUGUAGACUCUGUAAACACCAAAGAGCUCAGGCACCCUUUCAGUGGGGAAGAAAGGGGUGACUCUUUGGUGUCGCUUUCAGAGGAGGAUCUGGAAUCAGGCCAGAGAGAACACAGGAUGCUUGAUCAGCAGCCGUGUCACAGAUCUAAACAACAGGGAUUCAAUUACUGUACAUCAGCCAUUUCUUCUCCACUAACAAAAUCCAUCUCAUUAAUGACAAUCAGCCAUCCUGGGUUGGACCAUUCACGGCCGUUCCUCGGUACCAGUGCCAACCUGACUGAGAGCAUAACAGAAGAGACCUAUAGUUUCCUGCCACAGAGCCCCUCCAAGAAAGAUUUUGAAGGGAAGAGUGGAACGAAAGUCAGUCGUACAUUCAGCUACAUCAAGAAUAAAAUGUCCAGCAGUAAGAAGAGCAGAGAAAAGGAAAAAGAGAAAGAGAAAAUCAAAGAGAAGGAGAAAGAUUCGAAGGAAAAGGAGAAGGACAAGAAGAUCGUCAACGGGCACACUUUCAGUUCCAUCCCUGUUGUGGGUCCGAUCAGCUGUAGCCAGUGCGUGAAGCCCUUCACCAGCAAGGACGCCUACACGUGUGCAGGUUGCAGUGCUUUUGUCCACAAAGGCUGUAGAGAAAGUCUGGCCUCCUGUGCAAAGGUCAAAAUGAAGCCCAGAGGGAGCCUUCAGGCACAGGACACAUCUUCGCUGCCCACAGUCAUCAUGAGGAGCAAGCCCUCACAGCCCAAGGAGCGUCCUCGAUCCGCUGUCCUCCUGGCGGAUGAAGCCACUGCCAUUCCCAUGUUUGCCAACAGACGGUCCCAACAGAGUGUCUCACUCUCCAAAAGCGUCUCCAUACAGAACAUUGCUGGAGUUGGCAAUGACGAGAACAUAUCAAACACCUGGAAAUUCCUGUCUCAUUCAACAGACUCACUAAAUAAAAUCAGCAAGGUCAAUGAGUCAACAGAGUCACUAACUGACGAGGGAGUAGGUACAGACAUGAAUGAAGGACAGCUAAUGGGGGACUUCGAGAUGGAAUCCAAACAACUAGAAGCCGAGUCCUGGAGUCGCAUAGUGGACAGCAAGUUUCUGAAACAGCAAAAGAAAGAUGUGGUCAAACGGCAAGAAGUGAUUUAUGAGUUGAUGCAGACAGAGUUGCACCACAUCCGGACGCUGAAGAUCAUGAGCGACGUGUACAGCCGGGGGAUGAUGACGGAGCUGCUUUUUGAGCAGCAGACGGUGGAGAAGCUCUUCCCCUGUUUGGAUGAGCUGAUCAGUAUCCAUAGCCAGUUCUUUCAGAGGAUCCUGGAGCGGAAGAAGGAAUCUCUGGUGGAUAAAAGUGAAAAGAACUUUCUCAUCAAGAGGAUGGGAGAUGUGCUUGUAAAUCAGUUUUCAGGGGAGAAUGCAGAGCGCUUAAAGAAGACGUACGGCAAGUUUUGUGGGCAGCAUAACCAGUCUGUGAACUACUUCAAAGACAUUUACACCAAGGACAAGCGGUUCCAGGCCUUUGUGAAGAAGAAGAUGAGCAGCGCCGUCGUGAGGAGGCUGGGAAUCCCAGAGUGCAUAUUGCUGGUGACCCAGCGGAUCACCAAAUACCCAGUUUUAUUCCAAAGAAUAUUGCAGUGUACCAAAGACAAUGACGUGGAGCAGGAAGAUCUGGCUCAGUCCCUGAGCCUGGUGAAGGAUGUGAUUGGAGCUGUGGACAGCAAAGUGGCAAGUUAUGAAAAGAAAGUGCGUCUCAAUGAGAUUUAUACAAAGACAGACAGCAAGUCGAUCAUGAGGAUGAAGAGCGGCCAGAUGUUUGCCAAGGAGGAUUUGAAGCGGAAGAAGCUUGUGCGGGACGGGGCUGUGUUUCUGAAGAACGCAGCAGGAAGGUUGAAAGAGGUUCAGGCAGUUCUGCUUACUGACAUUUUAGUGUUCCUUCAAGAAAAAGACCAGAAAUACGUCUUCGCGUCACUGGACCAGAAAUCAACAGUGAUCUCGUUAAAGAAGCUGAUUGUCAGGGAAGUAGCACAUGAGGAGAAAGGUUUAUUCUUAAUCAGUAUGGGGAUGAAGGACCCAGAGAUGGUGGAAGUGCAUGCCAGCUCCAAGGAGGAGCGAAACAGCUGGAUUCAGAUCGUUCAGGACACGAUCAACACCCUGAACAGAGAUGAAGAUGAAGGAAUUCCUAGCGAGAAUGAGGAAGAAAAGAGGAUGCUGGACACCAAAGCCCGAGAACUGAAAGAGCAACUUCAACAGAAGGACCAGCAGAUCCUCCUCUUAUUGGAAGAGAAGGAGAUGAUUUUCCGAGACAUGGCUGAGUGCAGCGCCCCCUUGCCGGAGGAUUGCUCCCCAACUCACAGCUCUAGAAUCCUCUUCCGCUCCAACACAGAAGAGGCUCUCAAAGGAGGACCUUUAAUGAAAAGUGCAAUAAAUGAGGUGGAGAUCCUUCAAGGUUUGGUGAGUGGAAGCCUGGGAGGCACGCUUGGGCAGGCUGUCAGUAGCCCUGCUGAGCAAGAAGGCAUGGUUGGUCCUGUUUCCUUGCCCCGGAGAGCAGAGACCUUUGGAGGAUUUGACAGCCACCAGAUGAAUGCUUCAAAAGGAGGUGAGAAGGAAGAGGGGGAGGAUGGCCAAGAUCUGAGGAGAACCGAAUCCGAUAGUGGUCUGAAAAAGGGUGGAAAUGCUAACGUGGUAUUUAUGCUUAAAAGAAACAGUGAGCAGGUUGUCCAGAGUGUCGUUCAUCUCCACGAACUCCUCAGCACGCUGCAGGGCGUGGUGCUGCAGCAGGACAGCUACAUCGAGGACCAGAAGCUGCUGCUGGCCGAGCGCGUUCUCGCGCGGAGCUUGUCGCGCCCCAGCUCCCUGGUGGAGCAGGAGAAGCAGCGCAGCCUGGAGAAGCAGCGCCAGGACCUGGCCAACCUGCAGAGGCAGCAGGCACAGCACCAGGAGGAGAAGCGGCGGCGCGAGCGCGAGUGGGAGGCCCGCGAGAGGGCGCUGCAGGAGCGCGAGGCCCGGCUGGCGCAGCGCGAGCAGGACGUGCGGCGCGGCCAGCAGGACCUGGAGCGCGAGCGCGACGAGCUGCAGCACCGGAAGGGCGCCUACCAGUGCGACCUGGAGAGGCUGCGCGCCGCGCAGAAGCAGCUGGAGCGGGAGCAGGAGCAGCUGAGGCGCGACGCCGAGCGCCUCAGCCAGAGGCAGGCGGAGCACGACGCCUGUCAGGUGACACAUCAGCACACCAAGCUGCUGAGGAUCCCAUCCUUCCUUCCGAAUCCUGAGGAGUCCCCCUCGCCAUCUGCACCUUCGGUCGCCAAAUCAGGAUCCCUGGACUCGGAACUCUCGGUGUCCCCAAAAAGGAACAGCCUCUCUCGGACACACAAAGAUAAGGGGCCUUUUCACAUACUGAGUCCCGCCGGCCAGACCAACAAAGUGCCAGAGGGUCAGAGCCAGACCCCCGUGCCCACCUCCACCUCCACCCGCCUGUUUGGGUUGGCUAAGCCAAAGGACAAGAAGGAGAAAAAGAAGAACAAAAAAGGCAGCCGCUCUCAGCCUGGUGAUGGCCCCCCGUCCGAAGUGCCCGCGGAGGGUGAAGAGAUCUUCUGCUGACCCUGCCCUCUGCCAUGACCACUGCCUCCUGUCCAGCCCCGCCUCUCCUGCUGUUCCUGGGUGUGGUCUCUUACUUUGGACACCCGAGCUGCCCCAGGUCCUGGACCAGAGGGACAAAUGGUCUCGAAUGUCAGGGUGGGGCAGGAGACCCGGGAUUGGCGGCUGCCGACGGCUCCUGGCUCGGGGCGGCCCUACUGAGGAUGUUACACUGAAAGUAGGUGGCCCCAGAAGUCAGGCGAUGGUUUUGGACAUGUCAGGAAUCUCUAAAGGCUGAAAGAAGUUUCUAAAUAAGGUCUGAAAUUCUACCUGCCUUUUAUUUGAGGGACACAAGCAACAGUCAAACAGCAGAUAGUUUGAAUUUGGUCUGUGUACAUAGUUACCUGUCUGCAUAUACAUGUGCGUGCCAGAAUUAGGCGCCGUCUGUAGCAGGGGCCUGGUUGGCUUGGCGCAGGAGGUGCCACUCGGCCCUGCUCCGGGAGCACGCGGGCGCUCGGCACGUCCCCCCCUCCCUUGUCCUCCAAGGCGGUUUUCCUGUCACCCUAUCCCGUGCACACCUCCCCUCUUUCUGCAUGUAUUUCUCAUUUCAUUUUAGAAGGGCUGGCAAGCAUUUGUGAAAACCAGUGAGAGAAGGCAUGAUGUGUUCAAAAAACAUAUAUAUACACACACACAAACGUGUGUGUGUAUAUACAUAUCUGUACCAUCUUGAUUUUGGUGUUCGUCAUUAAAAAAAAAAAAAAACCUAAUUUUAACAUGAAAUCCAAAGAAAUCAUAGACUGCCUUUCCAAGAUGUUUGCCCACAUACUCUGGGCACAGAUGCAGUCUCCUCGUCCUUACUCCUGCAUUGUGCCACUUUCUGGUUGUCACUGACCCCCGACCUCCUGGCACCAUCCCAGGGGAAGCCGCUGCUUCACAGCAAGGUUGUCCCCACCCCUGCACUAGGGCCCCCGGCCCCUCUGUCAUUUUUACACCGGGAAAGCCCGAGAGGGAGCUGGCCCAGGUGUGGCUGGGAAACUUGCUCAUUCGGUAUCAGGAGGCCAGGGCAGAAUUUGAUUUCUUAACCCAUUUUCCAAAUCUAAAGGUCUGUUGGUUAUUGUACCCCACCCCCUUGAAGGUGCCAGAUGUGGCCUGCUUUCUCUGCGCUUUCCCGCACUGUUGGUGAUCUGUUUUGCUUGAGGCUCGUGAGCAGCUGCUGGGAGCAGGAUGGUUCGUGGAGUUCUCUGAGGUCCCCUCUCCUUGCUGGACUCACUACUCCCUGUGAGGGGAGACCCUGGAGAAGUCUGUGCUUUCGGUGUGCCCUUCAUCCCUGCUUCUCACCCCUCAGGAGCGUGGGUCUUUGAACAUACUUUUUAGAAAAACGAAAUCUGUAACUUGGUGCUUGUUGAUGAAUUGCAAGCUGGCCUUGCAGAUGGAGAUAUUUAUCUUUCAGUUUAUUUGAAAGAGGUCUGGUUUAAAAUUUUUAGCUUA